This is a messenger RNA of Arachis ipaensis, 1188 nucleotides long. The record is from RefSeq and is a predicted model, not a curated record. Lineage: Eukaryota; Viridiplantae; Streptophyta; Magnoliopsida; Fabales; Fabaceae.
AUGAGACAGUCGCAAGGCUUUGAAAUUGGUGGCUCGGAGGUUGUGUACAAACUAACUAGGUCGCUUUAUGGUCUAAAGCAGACACCCAGAUCCUGGUUUAAUACUCUAAGGGCAGCACUAUACACUCUGGGAUUCUCCUCUACUAAAUCAGAUGUCUCCCUGUUCUUCAAACACACCAGUGAAGCCACAAUGUUCCUCCUUGUGUAUGUGGACGAUAUUAUCGUCACUGGAACUUCAAAAGAGGCUAUUGCCAAAUUAGUGCAACAACUUCACUCCAAGUUCUCACUUCGAGAUAUGGGAGAAUUAAAGUAUUUUUUGGGCAUUGAAGUCACUCAAACAUCUUGUGGGGGCCUACUACUGUCCCAGACGAAGUACAUUAAUGAUUUGCUAAAGAAGGCUAACAUGGGAGACUCUAAGGCUGCUGCUACCCCUAUGACUUCUAACUUGAAGUUGACAUCCACAGAUGGUGUGCCAUUUGAGCAUGUGAGCCUGUACAGAUCUGUUGUUGGAAGCCUCCAAUACCUCACUGUCACCAGGCCUGAAAUUGCAUUCUGCAUCAACAAAGUCUGCCAAUUUAUGCAAGCUCCGCUGGACAAGCAUUGGAAAGCGGUAAAGCGUAUCCUCAGGUAUCUGCAAGGCACGAGGACCAUGGGGCUUCAUCUGCGUAAACCUACUGAGUUGAUCCUUACAGGAUAUACUGACUCUGAUUGGGCCUCAGACAUUGAGGAUCACAAAUCCACUGCUGGCUAUUGUGUCAUGUUUGGGCCGAACCCUGUUUCUUGGUGCUCAAAGAAGCAGGCUGCAGUAUCUCGUUCCAGCACAGAGGCUGAGUACCGUGGCAUUGCCAAUGUGGUAGCCGAGCUGCUCUGGAUUCGAAAUCUACUUGGUGAAAUUCACAUUCUUGUACCUACCCUCAAAGUGUAUUGUGACAAUGCAGGUGCUGUGUUAAUGUCCGCAAAUCCUGUGCUUCAUUCUCGCUCAAAGCAUUUUGAGAUUGAUCUCCAUUUGGUGCGAGACCAUGUAGCCAAAGGGCGAGUCCAGAUUCAUCAUAUCCCUGGAGAUACUCAAAUUGCCGAUGUCAUGACUAAGGCAGUAAGCUCCUCACGGUUUGCAACCUUUCGGUCCAAACUCAAGAUUGAGCAACCUCAAUCGUUGAGUUUGAGGGGGGAUGACAGGAUAAUAGAAUAG